Molecule: messenger RNA, 1480 nt
Organism: Durio zibethinus
Lineage: Eukaryota; Viridiplantae; Streptophyta; Magnoliopsida; Malvales; Malvaceae
Source: RefSeq, a predicted model, not a curated record
CUAAAUCAUGUUUGGGGUAACAUACCCUUAUCUUAAAAAAAUUCAAUAUUUUUAAUUAGAAAAUGUUCUUUUUGUCUCUACGCAGUUCCCCACUGAUCAAAACCUCUAAAUUGUAAUAUCAAAUUAUAAUUGUUGUGAUAUGAUAUUUUUUAGUUUCUUAAUUUAAGUAGUAGUAGUCAUUAAAUUUGUAAUUUUUUUCAUUUCUGUUGUAGUUAUAGGAGACGAGACGGUUGGAUAAAGAUUAGGUGGUCGAGCUUGUUUUUUUAAAAAAUUGUUUUAUCCAAUAUUUUUCAAUAAUAUUGUUUUGCUUUAUUUAUCUUGCUUAAUUGAAUGUAUUUUUCUUUCGUUUUCCUACAUUUUCUUUGAUUAACGAACAAAAUAAAACCUUUUUGAGAAUUCUCUAAACCUAACCCUUCCUGUCUGGUCAAAUAGUCACCGACAUGCCAGCGGUGCUGGAAGAAUUUGAUCCAAUAAUCGGCGAACCCAAGAUCGAAUGGGCGGGUUCGUGUUCCGGUUCGGGUCACUCAAGCGGGUUCUUGUUCUGCGUUCAUUCUCCGGAUUCAUCUCAUCUAAGGAUUUAUGUCUCUGAUUUCCGCGACAUCACUUGGGAGUCGGUACUCUCUGUUUUGCAGCUUGAAGACAUGAGGGACAGUGCUGGAAUAGGCGGCUCUUUGUCUCACUUCAUUCACUAUCUGGUAGCCUCCAUUAAGUCUGAAGAUGUAAAGCUUCUUUUGGAAGCACUGCCCAACUCAAUUGAUACUAAAUCUGCAAAGUUAGUUGCUCAGAAAUCAAAAGGGAUGCCUCGGAUUUCCUUUUCUCUCACAAAACUUACUGGUUCUGCUGCUUCUGAUGCUAUGGCUAAUCUUUCACUGGAACUUUUUAAAGCAUAUAAAGGCUUGCAAUAUCUAUUUAUGCAAGAACAAGAGCGCCGUUUACAGUUGACAGAAGUGAUAGCAGCUGAAAGGGAAAACAAUGAAAGCAUUCAGAGCCAACUGGAGCUAAAUUCAAACAGGCACAAGUUACAAAAGACAAUGAAUUCCUUAGACAAAGCAGAUGCUUCUGCUUCUGUAGUGACAAAUGGCCAAAAUUCCCCAGACAAAAAGGCAGUGCGGCAUCCUGGCCCAACAAAAGUGGCUAAACGUUUUAUACCAGCACAUCACAGGGCAAAAAUAAGGGGUGUCGUUUUGCAGGAUAGUGAAAAUGACAAAAAUAGCUAGAAGAUAAUCUUGUCUCAUACAGCAUAUUUUAUAAUCCGACUAAUAUUGCCUUUUUCAUUUACAAUACCAAGGUAAAGUUUUUACAUUUUAAGGAAAAGGAAGAAGCUUUUAAGUUUUAGGGCUGCUUGCUGUCUUGCUAGCCUCCUCCUGUAUUUUGUGUACCAAAUAUAUAUAUCAGUUAUGUUACCAUAAAAACUUGUGUUCUUGAAAAAUGUAGAUACUCUGCAUCAUUUCGUGCAUUGGCUUGUACAUAUUAGUAUCUU